Astrephomene gubernaculifera is the source of this 1564-nucleotide messenger RNA. The record is from the annotation of a GenBank genome assembly. NCBI's taxonomy places the organism in Eukaryota, Viridiplantae, Chlorophyta, Chlorophyceae, Chlamydomonadales, Astrephomenaceae.
GGAAACGGCAUCUGGUCAAAUAGGUUUAUUUGAUGUUGGUAAGGCUACUAGUAUGUAGUCAACUGCGACUGCUUGUCAACGAUGGCUUUCGGUGCAACCUUUCACAAGAUACAAUGUCAGAUGGUAACACCCAAACCUAAGUCAAUAUCAUCAUCUUCAUAAAUAAGGUCUUGUCGCUAGGAUGGACUAUGACGCGUUACAACGGAGGAGAGAUGCAGCUGCGCGCAGGAUACAGGCCGCUUGGCGUGCAUACAAGGGCCGGAAGGCUUUCCUUCGGCUUCGGGAUGCUGCCGGAAGAAUCCAGGCCGCGGCCAAGGGCUGGUACGUACGCAAGCAGGUCCAGGAGCAGCGGGGCCGGCAGGAGCUAGAUCAGCGCUUCAACGCGGUAAUGGAGCGGCACCGGGAGAAGAUCAGGGUGUUGGAGCUUGAGAAGCGCGCGCUGCAGGCGCUGCCGGGCGCUGAGAUGGCGGAGCGGGAAGCUGUGCGUGUGGCGGCGGCCGUGCGCGUGCAGGCGGCGUGGCGCGGGUGUCUGGCCCGCAGGCGGAUGGCGCAGUCACCGGAGCGAGCCAGGAGAGAGCAGGCCGCCCGACGCAUCCAGUCCGCCUUCAAACAAGCCCUCCUGGCCCGCCGCUCCACUGCUGCCCUCUCCAUCGCCAUCCCCAACUCCUCCUCUUCCGUCACCGCUAUCGCCGCUGCAGCAGCCCUGCAGCAACAGCAAUUGCUUCGUGCCAGCGGCGCAUCCGUACUCCUAGGCAGCCCCCAGACCUCCGUUGUAGGGGGCGGCCGCAGCCGCAGCCCUUCGCCUAGCCCCAACCACCUACGUGGGUCCUCGUACGCCGACAUGCCACAGCAGAAGCAGCAGCAGGGCAGGGAGCAAGACACGGGCGCAGGGGUUCUGGCAGCUCGUAACAGUUCGGUGAUCGGUCCCCGGCGUUACAAGGAGCUGAAGGCACAAGUGGAGGGUAAACUCAGUGCUUACGUGGCACUUGCGCGCCACCGAGGACCCGGGUCGCGACCCAGGACCGACCCACGGGUCACCGACGCCCGCUUGGCUGCGCUGCUGUCCGCACAUGCUGCCAGCUCGGCGGGCCGUACGACAGAGAUCCUGGAGCGGCAGCGGAAUCUGGUGGCUGUGGACUGCCUGUGUGUGCAAUUGGAACAGGUGCGCCCACUGUCCGAGCUGCCCCCAGGUGCCGCACCCUCCGACUUCCCCCGUCCGGCGCGGGGGUCCGAGCGGGCGGAACGGGCUGCUGCCGCGCAUGCACUGGCGCUGGCUGAAGCGCGGGCGGGGGGGCGCUGGUGGGACCACCUCAAGGGACUUAACACACAGGCCGUACAAGACGCUCUGCAGGCGGAGGAUGAGGAGCAGUGGGACGCCCUGGACGCACGUUGGCGGCGGAGCUGGAAGCAGCUGGAGGAGCAGGAGAACCAGCGGCCGGAUGUGGUGGAGGAGUUGAGGGCCAUGCGGGCGGGUGGAGGGGCGGCGGCGGUGGCGGCGGCGCGGCGGGAGGCGGCAAUGCAGGCGAAGCAAGACGAGUACUUCACUCGAUCGGCAGCAGCGGCG